CGACUUUCUGCAAAACAAAAGGAAGAAACUGCUUUCAGGAUUUCACUUGACAUUCUCAUCAAAGAGCAAAAGAGGGGUUUAUUUGUGGACACCUUGCCUCCUCUGGAAAUGCACAACUUGUCAGCAUGACACCUUUUCCGGAUUUCCCUCUGCGUAGGCAAAAAUCCUGAAAAUGAUGGAUGACAACAAGCAGCUGGCUCAGCGCAUAGACGGGGCUAUUCAGUCGGCCAGCCAGGAGGUGACCAACUUGCGCUCGGAAUUGAGCGCCACCAGCCGAAGACUGACCGAGCUGGGGGCUGCCGAGCCUUCGGGCAGCAUGCUGGAGAGCCUGCAGCGCAACUACAACGAUACUUCUCCGCACACAAGGCAGAAAGUGCCUUCCACUGACCUGUGCUACACGGGUGAAAUCAGCAGUCUGAUGGACUUCAACUCUCCUGAUGCCUCCCUGGACAAAGUUCUGCUUCGUGAGGAGGUGGCCCAACUCCAGGAAGAGGUGCACCUGUUGCGCCAGAUGAAGGAUAUGUUGAGUAAGGACCUGGAGGAGAGCCAAGGAGGAUGCUCGGCCGACGUGCUUUCUGCCACAGAGCUCCGCGUGCAGCUGGCCCAUAAGGAGCAGGAGCUGGACCGAGCCAAGGAGGCUUUGCAAGCCAUGAAGUCAGACCGUAAGCGUCUUAAGGCGGAAAAGGCAGACCUGGUAAACCAGAUGCAACAACUUUAUUCCACACUGGAGAGCCGGGAGGAGCAGCUCCGUGAUUUUAUCCGCAAUUACGACCAGCACAGAAAAGAGAACGAGGAUGCGGUGAAGGCUCUCGCCAAAGAGAAAGACAUGUUGGAGAGAGAGAAGUGGGACCUCCGGCGGCAGACCAAGGAGGCAACCGAGCACACUGGAAUGCUGCGCACACAGCUGGACCUCAAAGAAAACCGCAUCAAGGAGCUGGAGGCUGAACUGGCCAUGGCCAAACAGUCACUCGCAACCCUGACCAAGGAUGUUCCGAAACGUCACUCACUGGCGAUGCCAACAGAAACGUUUGUCAACGGCAACAACCAGGAAUGGGUUAUGCAGGCUGACCUUCCCCUCACUGCCGCCAUCAGACAGAGUCAGCAGACCCUCUAUGUGCAUACGGGCCAUCCCACCGACAGACAAGUGGCUGCUGUGCGGGUGAGCCCGUGCCACUCGCGUCAGCCCUCCAUCAUCUCUGACGCCUCGGCCGUGGAGGGAGACAGGUCUUCUACACCUAGUGAUAUCAACUCUCCACGUCAUCGGACUCACUCUCUCUGCAAUUCUCUAGAAGAUCUGGAGGUGGCGAAGUGUAAGAAGAAGAAGGAGAAGAUGGGUCUGGGCUCUUUGUCGCGAGUCUUUGCCCGAGGAAAGCAGCGCAAGUCUCUGGACCCGGGUCUGUUUGAUGACUCUGACAGCCUCGGUAGCCCCACCCGCCUCAGUCUCAGCUUGCCGGACGGCCCCGAGGAGCAGCUGGACCGCCUGCAGCUGGUGGAGCUGGCCAAGACCACGUCCAUGUCCCAGUGGAGGGCGGGCACCGUGCAGGCCUGGCUAGAGGUUGUCAUGGCGAUGCCCAUGUACAUGCGCAGUUGCUCGGAGAACGUCAAGAGUGGCAAGGUAUUAUUGGGCCUAACGGAUGAAGAUCUGGAGCUUGGUUUGGGCGUGACCAGUUUCAUGCACCGUCGUAAACUGCGUCUGGCCAUUGAAGACUACAGGGAGGCUGAGGAUGGAAGAGGAUUGUCCAAGGCUGCAGACAUGGACCACCACUGGGUUGCCAAGGCCUGGCUCAGCGACAUAGGCUUGCCUCAGUACUCACAGGCAUUUCACACCCACUUGGUGGACGGACGUAUGCUCCACUCCCUCACCCGUCGUGACCUUGAACGUCACCUCAACAUCUCUAAAAAGUUCCACCAGGUCAGCUUGCUGCUGGGCAUCGAGCUGCUGCACCUGCUUAAAUUUGACAAGGACGCACUCCAGGCGCGCCGGAUACAGUGUGAGCACCAAAAUACGGAUCCUUUGCUUUGGACCUCUCACCGUGUCAUUAAAUGGCUUAAAGAGAUUGACCUCAAGGAGUAUGCAAAUGGCGUCGCUAGUACUGGAGUCCACGGAGCUGUCAUGGUACUGGAUCCCAGUUUCUCCAGUGACACCUUGGCCACAACAAUGGGAAUUCCCAGCAGCAAGCACAUGGUUCGCAGACACCUCGAGGAAGAACUGACAAAUCUGAUUGGCUUAGCCAGGGAGGAUUCUAAACAGGAAUUUGAGUGCUUAGUUUUGGGGACACCACCGACUCCCCUUCGGCAACACUCCCCAAGCAGGUCGCCCGGCUCUGCGAGUCGACACACUGAUGAUGAGGGGUCGCUGAGGAGGAGGGCUGUCAAGCCGCCAACGGGGUUCAGCCCAAAAGCACGCAAUGGGCGAGACUUGAGCUACCACAGCAGCUAUGGCUCACUACCUCGUGAAGUCAGAGAGCAAACACCUCCCAGGAUACAAGGAAGCCCCAUCAGGGCUUACGCCAACAUCGGUGUCACCAAUGUGUGAGAUUAUUGGGAGUGCAACAUGACGACUGCUCACGGGGCAUGAAGAUGAAUUUUUUUGACAACAGAUUGCACUUCUUUGUUCAAGUGUCUCUGUAAAAGAAAACGGCGACAUUGUGAAUAUAUUUUGUUUUUAAGCAGAAUCAAAAUAUGGAGAACUGAAGGUUGUUGAUCAUUUUUGUAUUUGUUGUUUAUCUGGAUUAAUAGAAUUUAUAUGAUGGAUUAGUAUUAAACGGGGUACUUGAUGACAAAAAUUGUCUUAUUAAUGUAAAAUGAUUAUUAUACAUAUUUCUUUGCAGCGCUGCCGUUUGCAAUGCCUUGUAAAUGUAACAAAUCUCAAAUCACAAAAUAUUAAGUAUAAUUGUGUGUUUGAUGGUCAUAUUCAUUUUGCAACCCCCCCCCACACACACACACACGGAGUUGUUGACAAACGUUUGUGUGACUACCAAAAGACUGCAAGAUCUGUAUGAAAGGUGAAGCUGUUUUUGUUUUUUUUUUUGUUUUUUUUUAAUCAAAUAAAUGUGAGGUGUUACUGUUUGUAUGCUGUGUUACAACCAGCAGGAAAUGGAAGUGGACACAGGUGGUAAAUGUGACACUCAAAAGGAAUAAUGCGGCAUCCUAAAUAGACGAUCUCAGAUGGGGAUUGUAAUAAAAAUGAUUUGAAAGAUAACUGACUUGAGAUAUACAGAUCCAUAUUUGUCAUUUCUCUGUACUGUAUUCUUUUAACAGGUGAUGGAAGGGCAUUUUUUGUCAUCAAAUUACAAUAAUAAAAAAAAGUUCA
Syngnathoides biaculeatus (alligator pipefish) is the source of this 3313-nucleotide messenger RNA. It is a transcript of the gene kazna, whose product is annotated as kazrin, periplakin interacting protein a. The record is from RefSeq and is a predicted model, not a curated record. Gene Ontology annotation, molecular function: protein binding. The coding region runs from base 173 to 2536 and encodes 787 amino acids. The transcript has 15 exons. Lineage: Eukaryota; Metazoa; Chordata; Actinopteri; Syngnathiformes; Syngnathidae.